AUGCCUGAACUACCCAUUGAUUGUUUGAGAGAAAUUAUUGAACUUGUGGAUGAUAGGUACAGCUUAUAUACAUGCCUAUUUGUUAACCGCCUAUGGUGUGAAUUGUCCGCUCGAAUUCUAUGGAGGUAUCAGGCAUACCAUUCCUUAUGGCGUUGCCCCAAAGUUCUCAUUACUCUUGUCUCCUGCCUUCCCAAAGAUUCAAAAGAAUAUUUACUCAAAAAUAAAAUCACCAUCCCCCCUCAAACUCCAUCAUUCAAUUAUGCAUCAUUCUGUAGAGUUCUUUCGGUUGAUAUUAUAGAUGAUAUGAUUCAUCACACCUUUGGCAGACAUCCAAAUAUCUACUCAACAAACAUAAACAAUAAACAUUUAAUAUGGCAAGAAUUAUUUAAGUCGUACAUGAAUAAUAUCCCCUCUUUAAGAGUGUUGAAGAAUCUUAGUCAAGCUUCAAAUGUUAAUUUCAUAAAUUAUCAUGGAGCAAAGGAUUGCUUGAGACACCUUUCUGUGUUGAAAUGUGGUUCUGAAGUUAAUUCCGAAUUCUUUUUACAAAUGUCCAAAUUUUGUAAUAAUAUCCAAUCCAUUAGUUUAAAAUUCGAAUUCGAAAUUUCAAAUGGAUUAAGUGAAUUUAUAUCUUCUCAAAAGAAUCUAAAAUCUAUAUCAAUCAUAAACAAUGUUAAUUGGAGUAAUUGGAAGGUUAUCUUGCCUUCUUUAUCAAAGCAUGCAGACACUUUAACCGAAAUGAAAAUUAAAGGGUAUGGAUUCUACGGUUCCUUAGCAUUCAUUGCUACUUUCACAAAGUUGCACAAGAUUUUCAUAUCAUCCUGUGGCUUUGAUGAUCUUAAAGAUUUACGACAAGUUACUUUCCCACAUUUGAAAAUCUUGAAAAUACCUGGUAUAUAUCCAAAUCUCGAAAAUCUGGGUUAUUUCUUGGAAAUAAAUGGAAAAAAUUUAAUAGAAUUUGAUAUUGGUGCUUUUCAUAUUUUGCCAGAAUUAGAUCUGGCCAAGCUAUGUCCAAAUCUUAAGAUUUACUCAAUGGUUGAUGAUGUAGAUGAUAUGAGAAUAAUCUUUAAGAGUUGUCAACAAUUGGAAAGUAUCACAGUACGAGUGUAUGAAUUGCUCUUAAUAAGUGAAAAGGAGAUUUUGGAAAUUGUUGUUUCAAAUUCUCCUAAAGAAUUUUAUGAGUUAAAAUUGUAUUACGCCGAUGUAAUCGAGUCAAAAUUGACCCCUGAAGAUUUGGAAACUUUCUUUGUAAGUUGGUCGCACCGUAGACCACUAAAACCUCUUUCAUUCAUCAUAUCAUACAAUGAAUUUUACUUAACUAGUUUGGAUGCUAAUGAUGAACAUAUGGAG
Funneliformis caledonium is the source of this 1347-nucleotide messenger RNA. NCBI's taxonomy places the organism in Eukaryota, Fungi, Glomeromycota, Glomeromycetes, Glomerales, Glomeraceae. The record is from the annotation of a GenBank genome assembly.